Molecule: messenger RNA, 1115 nt
Organism: Centropristis striata (black sea bass)
Lineage: Eukaryota; Metazoa; Chordata; Actinopteri; Perciformes; Serranidae
Product: myoblast determination protein 1 homolog
Exons: 3
Coding region: 198-1013 (271 amino acids)
Biological process (GO): positive regulation of myoblast differentiation; regulation of transcription by RNA polymerase II; muscle organ development
Molecular function (GO): DNA-binding transcription factor activity, RNA polymerase II-specific; RNA polymerase II cis-regulatory region sequence-specific DNA binding; protein dimerization activity
Source: RefSeq, a predicted model, not a curated record
CCUGACUGCUUUAUAAAGUGAUCCUAAGCUGAGGCAGCUGAAGUUUCACGGUGUGGCCCUUUAAUCACUCAGCUCUCUGCAGACACUUCCAGCUCUCCAACCAGCUGACUUUCACACAUUGUGGAGACUUUUUGUGUCAUUGGGGGAACUUUUCUGGGAACUUUCUCCUCUUCUUCUUGUCGGGACUCUUGGUAACGAUGGAUCUGUCCGACCUUCCCUUCCCUCUCGCCUCCGCCGAUGACCUCUACGACGACCCCUGCUUCAGCACCAGCGACAUGAACUUCUUCGACGACCUGGACUCGCGGCUGAUGCACGCCGGCCUGCUGAAGUCCGAGGACCACCUGCAUCACCACCACCACCACCACCACGUCCCCAUCGCCGAGGAGGAGGACGAGCAUGUGCGGGCCCCCGGGGGCCUCCACCAGGCGGGGCACUGCCUGUUGUGGGCCUGCAAAGCCUGCAAGAGGAAAACGUCUCACGAGGACCGGAGGAAGGCGGCGACCAUGCGAGAGCGGCGGCGGCUCGGGAAGGUCAACGACGCCUUCGAGACGCUGAAGCGAUGCACGGCGUCCAACCCCAACCAGCGGCUGCCCAAAGUGGAGAUCCUGCGCAACGCCAUCAGCUACAUCGAGUCGCUGCAGGCGCUGCUGCGGAGCGGCCGGGACGACGGCUUCUACCCGCCGCUGGAGCACUAUGGCGGCGACUCGGGCGCCUCCAGCCCCCGAUCCAACUGCUCUGACGGCAUGAUGGAUUUCAUCUCUCCGUGUUCGACCAGAAGUGAGAAUAGCGACGGUUCGUACUGCAGUAACACAGACGAUUCCAGCAGCAGUAAACCGUCGCUCGUCUCCAGUCUGGACUGUUUGUCGAGCAUCGUGGAGCGGAUCAGCACAGAUCCGGCCGUGGCCCCCCCGGGCGACAGCGUGGUCCCCCGGGGCCCCGAAUCCCCUCAGAGCAGCCCUGCAGGCUCCAGCUCCUCCUCGGCUGAACCCAGCAGCAUCUACGAGCCGCUCUGAGCCCGAGCGAGCCAGGACUCUUAUUCCACUAAACAAACUUUAUUCUUCCUGUUUGAGUUUCUUCAGUUUUUAAUGAAGAUGCUGUUGAGUUCCAUCAAUCUG